UGUAUCUGUCAUGGGGUUUUUCCUGCCGUGCAUACCAUGGCAGCUCAUGAUUAUAUGCACUUCCCGAGCCCGUUUAAUUUUGUAUUUAUAACGCGCCCAGUGUCGUUUCCACACACCUCAAAAAAGUACUGAACCAAAAAACCAAAACCAGCAAGUGAAAGGAAUUUGUGCAGCUAUAUGCAUGUAUUGUGAAAGUGAAUUUAUUUUAGUAAUUUCCAAAAUUGUGUGUGAAACACCACUUCAAUGAGACUAAAUGGUCAGCUCAUAAUGUUGUAAUUAGAACUCAUGAUGGAAAACUACGGCUACAAGACAUCAACGCUGCAGCAAAACAUACUAUUCAUUGUCCUGUGAAAAAUCGAUUUUAGUUAUCCUGUGCUGUCAUAUCUCGAGCUUUCGCUUUCGCUUUCAGUUUCACAUUGUAGUGCAAACAAUCCUCAGCAGGCACCAGGACACUUUUGAAGAGGUUCAUGUAGCGUUGAGGAGCGUUGGAAUAGCUACCAUCUUGCGUAUGAAUAAAGAUGAUUGUUACGUCUGCUUCUGGCGUGGAUAACACUCCGACGUUGGGUACGGUUGAGGUUACCACUCUCCUGGGUGUUUUUUUUGGUGUUCUUGUCCUCCUGCUGCUCCUGUUCUUGUACAUAAGCCGCAAGUGCUGCUUUCACCAUCGCCAUGGCAUCAGCUGCUGCGACGAGCGUCACCUGGCAGCAAAAUGUGUGCAGAAGAUUACACGCAAGCGGCGCUACGAGAACACAAGCUCAGACUCGGAGGAGGACAUCCUGCGCCGCCUGCGAUGGCAUCAGCAAAACCAGCACAGCGACAAGCCCAUGGGCUAUGGGAUGAGCAUCAGCCAAGCCAACCCCCUGACAGCGCACAGCUUCAAUUAUCAUCAAUCCGACGCUGACCUGCAGAGGGUGACCGUUACGCGUGACCCUUUGGCAAUUGCCGAAAGGGGCAAGGUCGGCAUUCCAUCGUCGCACAGCGAGUGCAGCUCGAAUGACUCUAUAGAGGCAUCUGUUGACAGUCAUACCGGCAUCUUGACGGGCGAGACGGCCAAGGACUCAGCUCAUCCAGUCAACGCCUUUAGGAAUCCAUACACGGAAAACCGUGUCAAGACACACUCCCAGAGGUACCAUCACAGGGUUGAGGUUUUGUCGCCGAAACUGGAGAAGGAUAAUGCUGUGGUGGUGAUGCCUCUGGUGAAUAGUUUGGUAAACAACAACAACGCUACCACCUUCAACAAUAACAGCCACAACAUCAACCACAACAACAGCAACAGCAACAACAACAACGAUGACGAACCUUUGUUCGACACCAGCGAUCUGCGUUCUGUCAAGUCAGAUGACAUGGUCGACCCGAAGGCACCAGCCUCGCGAGGACCGAUCGAGCUGGAGAUGUCGCUGCUGUAUGACGCCCCGAUGAGGAAAAUGACGGUACACGUGAUGCAGGCGCGAAGCUUGCCGCCGCUGGGCAACGGCCAGCAGACGCACACGCAGGUGCGCAUGCUGAUGCUGCCCAAUAAAAAGCAGAAGCACAAAACAAAAAUCCGCAGUGGGGAGAAUCCGCAGUACAUGGAGAGCUUCCUGCUGCACCGUGUCAAUCCGGAGGACGUUAACAACAUGGGCCUGAGAGUACGCCUCUAUGGCUGCGAACGACUGAGAAAGGAGCGCUUGAUUGGGGAGGCGUAUGUAAGCUUUGCAACGGUCGACCUGGAGCUCGAGACCAACCUUUGGCUACCGCUGGAGCCGCGCAACACCUCAUCGGUGCUGGGAUCGACGAGCGAUCUACUGAGCCUGGCGCGGUCAGAGAGCGCGGGCUCCACCUCAUCCAUGCAACAUGGCGGCGUCUCGGAGCUGCUGAUGGGCCUCAGCUACAACGGUGUGACUGGCCGGCUGAGUGUGGAGAUCAUCAAGGGCAGCCAGUUCCGCAGCCUGUCGCUAAAUAAGGCGCCCGACACGUACGUGAAGAUGGUCAUGGUUAGCAGCAUAGGUCAGGAGAUUUCGCGGGCCAAGACCUCCAUUCGCAGGGGCCAGCCCAAUCCGCUUUUCAAGGAGACAUUCGCGUUCCAGGUGGCCCUGUUCCAGCUCAACGAUGUCACGCUGAUGAUCUCGGUGUAUGCCAAACGGCACAUGAAGAAGAACGAAAUGGUCGGAUGGUUUAGCCUGGGUCUAAACUCAUCCGGACCAGAGGAGGUAGCCCAUUGGGCAGAUGUGUGCGAAAUGCCGAAGGGCGAGAUGCUGGCCCGCUGGCACGUGCUGGUCGAUUCCUGAUUCGAGCAGUUGGGCCAGUCCUCGGGACGCAGCAGCAAGGCGCUCAAGAAACUGGGCUUCGCUGCGUUCAAGGACAGGUCCAAGGAUAAACAUGCAAAGGAGUCGAGUCGGGAUGAGGAUAGCGAUCAAUUCCCUGCAGACAAUGCGGUUGCAGUCGACAUUGAGCCGGGCCUGGAGCUCGAUUUUGUCUAGAACCAAAUUCCCGACCUGCUCCACGGUCAGCAUACAUUUUGUGUCUUGUUUUUACGGGGUGCGGUAAUCGAUCGAAUCGAAUCGAACCGGAGCGAAGAUUGAUUGCCUGGUGCCUGUGGCAGCGUGUUUAACUUAAUCAUGGGUGAAACCAAUUGAGAAAUCAAUUUUUGAUAUCUGAACAGAAAUGUUUGGAUCUAACCCUACAUAGGGCAAAACAAAUAUUUGUAAUUUGGAAACAAUUUGGAACACAUUUUUUGAUCAAAUGUGAAAUAUGAAGAAAACAAAAACAAAAAUGAAACCUAGAAUAUUGAAUUUUUGUACGCAAUGGUACGUAAGGUACAUGAAAGAACUUAAAUUAUUACUCAAAUUUGAACUUUAUAAUUGUUUGUGAUAAUGAAUACUAUAUGAAUAGCAUAGCCCAAGGGCCCAAGGUAUGCAUACGACACACAAGAGCACAACUCUUAGAUGUUGGAAUGGAGAAUUUUUGUAAUUACACCUUUCUGCAUAUUAACUUAAAAAAUAUUGAUUUCCGCAGGGAAACCGAACCCCAAUGUCUUAUACGACUAGCACUUUUGUAUUACCAAACAACAAAAAAGUAAAGUAUUAAAGAAGAAAACACUCGUUAAUAGGAGGAAUAAUAUUCAAUACAUGCGAGACAUUCAUACCAUUCCAUACCAUACCCAAAAAGAUGAAUGCAUAAGUAUACAAACAAACCUACUUCUUGAAAUUUUUCUCGAGAACCAAGGUCAUGUUCCAGUUUUGAUAUGAUGAU
This is a messenger RNA of Drosophila guanche, 3231 nucleotides long. RefSeq names its product synaptotagmin-14 (gene Syt14). The coding region runs from base 519 to 2267 and encodes 582 amino acids. Lineage: Eukaryota; Metazoa; Arthropoda; Insecta; Diptera; Drosophilidae. The record is from RefSeq and is a predicted model, not a curated record. The transcript has 5 exons.